AUGUCUCUGCUUCGAACUGUCCGAAAUAUUGGCCAAUCACAGACAGAGAUCAAAGUGAAAAAAGCCACUGAUGACGAUGAACUGAAUGGUGCUACGGGUACAUUGAUGAGUGAACUUUCUGUGUUGACAUACAGUCCCAGGACACUGCGCGAGAUAAUACAGGUUAUUCGAAAACGACUGAGUGGUAACUACCAAAAAAGCUCGCACAAGAACGCAGUACACAUCCUGAAAACGCUCACAUUGGUAGCACAUUUAAUCAACAAUGGAUCAAAUGAGUUUGUCUCGUGGAUUAGGGCUUACUCAUAUCUUGUAACGACAUUGAAAGAGUUUGACGUCAGCGACAAGCGAGACGGCCAGGUGGCGCUACAAAUACGAACAAUCGCGUCGCGACUUACAGAAUUGCUUAAAGACGACGAGCUACUGCGACGCGCGCGAAAUGACCUCACACAGUUCAGAUCCAGCAUAUCUACUCCAGGCCGGAAAUCGACCGACAACAGUCACCUCAAGGUUCAGGGUUCUGCCGCUGUUGGUCACGUGCGUCCAAGCCGACUUCGAGAAACCCAGAGUCUUGAUAUAAACCGGCCCACGCAAUUUGUACCAGAUCAGCAUGUGCGUGGCUACGUCUUGGGACCUUUAGAAGAGGAGGAGUCUAUUGACAAAGAGAACGACGAGAACUCUGGCUACAGGCCAUGCGAGAAAGACGGCUUGAGUCGCCGCAGAGGUGUGCCUCGGCUUUUAAGCAAUAAUCCGUUUGUGUGA
Messenger RNA from Lachancea mirantina, 759 nucleotides. The record is from the annotation of a GenBank genome assembly. Lineage: Eukaryota; Fungi; Ascomycota; Saccharomycetes; Saccharomycetales; Saccharomycetaceae.